AUGAAGACAGUCGAAGACAUACAGCCAGUCAGAUAUAAGAAGAAGAACUGCUUCGAGGUCCACACGCCUGGGCGCAUCUACUACUUCUCUGCAGACUCCAGACAGCUGGUGAAUCAAUGGAUCGACGCCCUCCGCCGCUCCCGCGACACCCUCCACGGCAUCGAGCCCAGCAAGCCACCACAAGUGUUGGCCAAGGCACAUGUAAAUGAUUUCCAGGCCCUGUGCGUCAUCGGCCGCGGCAGCUUCGGCAAGGUGAGGCAUAAGACUUCGGGCAAGAUAUUCGCGAUGAAGGUGCUCAACAAGAAGGCGGUGAUGGACCGCAACGAGAUGAAGCACCUCAAGGCGGAGAAGUCGAUACUGAUGAAGCUCGAGUCGCCCUUCCUGGUCAAGCUCUACUUCUCCUUCCAGACCGCGGAAAAGUUCUACUUCGUCAUGGACUACAUCAACGGCGGCGAACUGUUCAGUCACCUGCAGAAGAAGAAGAAGUUCAAACCGGAUCGAGCGCGGUUCUACUCGGCCGAGAUCUUGCUUGGGCUGGAGUACCUCCACAACCAAGGCAUCAUCUACCGGGACCUAAAACCUGAGAAUUUGCUGUUGACGGCGGAGGGCCACAUCUGCAUGACGGACUUUGGCAUCUCCAAGGAGGGCUUCGUGGGCAAGGACGUCAGGACGGCCACAGUCUGCGGCACCCCCGAAUACUUUGCGCCGGAGCUGCUCGAGGGAAAGGGAUAUGGCAAGGAAGUGGAUUGGUGGAGCUUCGGCACGCUGCUGUACGAGAUGCUCACGGGCCAACCGCCCUUCUUCAACGACGACCGUGCGGUGAUGUACUCCAAAAUCAUGAACGAAAAGCUCCAGCUGCCGAGCAAGAUAGGCGAGAUCAAGGCCCAUCCCUUCUUCAAGACCAUCGACUGGCAGAAGCUGGCGGAGCAAAAGGUCACCCCGCCCUAUAACGACCCAAUGUCGGUGGCCAUGAUCGACCCGACGUUCACUAGCGAGCGAGUGCGCGAGAGUCCGGCAGGCAAGAUGGACCCGGAAAUGGCCAUGCAAGCCCACCUGGAUGACUUCACCUACGUGGCCCCGUGCGCCGUGCAGCCGACCCACUAG
This is a messenger RNA of Acanthamoeba castellanii str. Neff, 1104 nucleotides long. RefSeq names its product PHprotein kinase domain containing protein. Gene Ontology annotation, biological process: protein phosphorylation. Gene Ontology annotation, molecular function: protein serine/threonine kinase activity; ATP binding. The record is from RefSeq and is a predicted model, not a curated record. Bases 1 to 1104 code for a protein of 367 amino acids. NCBI's taxonomy places the organism in Eukaryota, Discosea, Longamoebia, Acanthamoebidae. The transcript is spliced from 6 exons.